AUGGAUUCCCAGGAAGACGAUAUAUCUUGCAUUUUUGAUGCCUCUUACUCAGGAUCAUCACUUAGCCGUUCUUCAUUAGUUUGGAGAGGAGAAAAUGAGAUGAAAAUAAUCAGGAGCAGUAGUUAUGCAUAUAACAUAGACGAUAGUAUCGAGCACUUUGACUAUUCAGAAUCGCUUUUCCGCUCUCUCGAAAUGUCCUCAAUGCCAGAUCUUGUUUAUCACAAAUCCGAUGAUAUUGAAAAUGUUCACGAGCCUAGUCGUCGUCGGGAUUUUUCUGCCGCUCCGGAUUUCUAUCACGGAUCAUAUCACAAUAUCUCAGAAAGUAUUGUUAAUCUAUCAGCAUUUAUGAAAAAUCAAAACGAACCUUUCAGACAAUCUUCACGAAAAGAUAAGGUACCUGCAAAUAGCGACCAAACCGGGGUUGAAAACCAUAGAGCUGUUUCAGAUUUCCAACCUUUGAGCGGUAAUGUGGUCUUAGAGUCGACCAAUGAGCCCAAAAUGCAAUCGUCAACUCAAUCUACAGUGAUGGAUGCGAAAACUGAAUCCUGUAUAGAAGUCCCUGGAACUUUUACUCAAAACAGUCCUUACGAUAUUGAGAUGGAGGUUCUUGUCAUUCCCAUGGUAAAUGAUUUCAACAAAACAGAAAUACGUAUUCCGACCACCAGUUUGUCCUUAGAUAAGAAGAAAGUCCUUAAGAGAAUUGCUGCUGAAAACGAGCUUACAUCAUUGUAUAUUGGAAAAGGCAAAUCUAGAUACCUCGUCCUUCGUAAAAAGGCAUCUUUAUUGCAGAAACAAGCUGCCGAAAGAGACGCCCGAAUAAAAAUUGAACUUGAGAAGAAGAGGAAGUUGGAGGAAAUGCCUAUCCCGGUUGAAGAUCCAUCUCCUGUUAGUCAACCGUGUCUCUGUACAGUAUCAAUACAAACGCCUUCAAAAAUUGAUGCAUCGAAUAGUAAUGGAAUAGGCAAAGCCAAAGCUAAAAAGACCUCAGCAACGGGCACGUCUGGUGACACUUCAAUGAAUGCGGCAGAAAGGCGAAAGGCAAGACGGGCAGCUGAACGACUCAGAGCUCAAAUGAUGGAAGAAGCCAAAACGAGAAAAAGAGAAACAGUGAUGCAAACCUGCCCUCUUGAUUGGAUAAUCUGUCCCUGGUGUACAAAGGAUAUACCACCAGCAGAACAAUGUGGACAUAUUGCAAUGUGUCGAGCACUCCACCGUCAACAGAACCAAGAGGCGAUGGCUAAGGCCCAGUUGGAGGACUUUAGAAGGAAUAAGCAUAAGAACCACCCAGUCGACCCCUAUCUUGCUGCUGCGCUCAAGCGUCAAAACCUGAUUGAAGCACAGUUGAAAGAGGUCCAUCCAAAUGAUGUUAAUGGAAUGCUUCACGCUGCUCAACGUGUCUGUGCUGUUCCUAACUGCACUCAUAUCGUUUCACCAACGUCGGGUGGCCAAUGCUCUCACUGUCGCUUUAGCUUCUGCCCCCAACAUCGGCCACCUCACACUGGACAUUCUUGUUCUACUGCACUAAGUGUCGAGAAACUGAACAGGUCAACUGACGAGGAGGAUGCUAUUGCUGACAGACAGGCUAUUCUCAAACAACGUAUGCGCCAGCGAAUUAAUAAUAUGGCAGAGAGACGGCGAAGAUAA
Molecule: messenger RNA, 1644 nt
Organism: Rodentolepis nana
Lineage: Eukaryota; Metazoa; Platyhelminthes; Cestoda; Cyclophyllidea; Hymenolepididae
Source: the annotation of a GenBank genome assembly